This is a messenger RNA of Phodopus roborovskii (desert hamster), 5306 nucleotides long. It is a transcript of the gene Jam2, whose product is annotated as junctional adhesion molecule 2. The record is from RefSeq and is a predicted model, not a curated record. Gene Ontology annotation, cellular component: cell surface; protein complex involved in cell adhesion; tight junction. Lineage: Eukaryota; Metazoa; Chordata; Mammalia; Rodentia; Cricetidae. The transcript is spliced from 10 exons. Bases 96 to 989 code for a protein of 297 amino acids. Gene Ontology annotation, biological process: leukocyte tethering or rolling.
CAGCCCCGCCGCCACGCCAAGUGCCGGGGGCCGGCCCGCCUGUCACGCUCCAGCGGGGGGACCCUCGGCUACGCAGCCGGCUGGUGCCCGCGUAGAUGGCGAGGAGCCCCCAAGGCCUCCUGCUGCUGCUGCUGCUGCACUAUUUAGUGGUCGCCCUGGACUAUCAUAAGGCAAAUGGAUUUUCUGCAUCAAAAGACCACUAUCAAGAAGUUACAGUAAUAGAGUACCAAGAGGCCAUUUUAGCUUGUAAAACCCCAAAGAAGACUGCUUCCUCCAGACUGGAGUGGAAGAAACUAGGAAGGGGGGUCUCUUUGGUCUAUUAUCAACAGGCUCUCCAAGGUGACUUUAAAGAUCGAGCUGAGAUGAUAGAUUUCAACAUACGAAUCAAAAAUGUCACAAGAAAUGAUGCCGGGAAGUAUCGCUGUGAAGUCAGUGCUCCGUCUGAGCAAGGUCAAAACCUGCAGGAAGACACGGUCACACUGGAAGUCUUGGUGGCUCCUGCAGUCCCUUCAUGUGAAGUACCCACUUCUGUUAUGAGUGGAAGUGUUGUAGAGCUACGGUGUCAUGAUAAAGAAGGAAACCCAGCUCCUGAAUACACAUGGUUUAAAGAUGGCACCAGUUUACUGGGGAGUCCAAAGCUUGGCAAGCACAACAGCUCAUACACAAUGAAUACAAAAUCUGGAAUUCUGCAAUUUAACAUGAUUUCCAAGAUGGACAGUGGAGAAUACUACUGUGAAGCCCGCAAUUCUGUCGGAUCCCGCAGGUGUCCUGGGAAACGAAUGCAAGUAGAUGUCCUCAACAUAAGUGGCAUCAUUGCAGCUGUAGUAGUUGUGGCCUUCGUGGUUUCCAUAUGUGGCCUUAGUAUAUGCUAUGCUCAGAGGAAAGGCUACUUUUCAAAAGAAACGUCCUUCCAGAAGAAUAGUCCUGCAUCUAAAGCCACCACAAUGAGCGAAAAUGAUUUCAAGCACACAAAAUCCUUUAUAAUUUAAAAGAAUUCCAAUUUCAAGAUGCACCAAACCACAGUUGUCACACAAGUUAUUAAAACAUUAUAAAAAAUCUGCUUUGUCUUGCAUUUGCAGAGAUGGAUGAGAAAAUGACAUCACAAUUUUUAUGACCUUUAAUUCACCUGAAAUUGUUAUUUUAAGAACGUUCUUGUUGUCACCUAAAAUGCAAUCUGGCAUCUUGUGACUAAACUAAAGAGAAGUGAAAUAGCUGGUAAUAUUCAGAGUUUUGUGACACGCACAUGAAUGUCCUGUUCUAGAAAGUUUAACUUAUCAUACUGACUGUGGAGCUAACCCAAGAGGCGAGUGUGUACUACAUGUGCUCUUCUCUCCAAGCAAGAGUGGCCUAUGUGUUCAGUGAAGACUCUAAAGAAUGGAAACUCAAAAUUCCCACCAGGACCUUCUUUUUCUUGCCUCUAAAUAACCCUAUGGCUGUGGUCCUUUGUCUCUAAUUUAUCCGCUCGUCAAAGGAAGCCCAAGGCUGUGUCUUAGGCCCAAGGAUUUGCACUUUGUGUUUCCUUUCACAUCUCAGAACAAAAACCAACAAGGAUGGAGCUGCUUGCUGCUAUCUCUAUUUCCUGGGACUCCUUUGGAGAGGCUCAGUGACCUGGACAUCAGAAUGCACUACUAGAACCUAUACAAGUUUGUAGACACCUUUCUCGGCAUGAAUGGUGACCUUACAUCUGUCUCUAAAAACAUUUCUGAGCUGGGCUAGUCCCGCACUACUGAGGACAAGGGGUUGCCAAUCUGCUUAUAACGAAAGGGGGACAUGGAGGAGAGAAGCAUUUGCCUGUAUGUAAAAUGUGAAUGAACGAGGUCCUUUUGACUCCCAGCUUGCUUUAUACAGCACAGGCACAUGAGAAACCAUGACUGAAAUGAGACAUGGGUCUAAUGUUUUCUGAACUGCUUAACCACGAAGGCUACCAGCUGUUGUCAGAAUAUGAAAUUCCCAAGGCUCAAUAAUCAAAGCAGGCUUUUUGGGGAUUGGUUUAUCCCCGCUGAAAACAAAAUGUAAGUAGGGAUGUCUAGUUCUGGGUAAUAGCAUGGAAAAGUCAUUCACUCCUUUUGCCAGCUUUGAACAUGGUCAAAUUGGCUUCAAAAGAAUUUGUUCUUUCUACCCAAAAGGCAAAGCAGAAUCUCAGGGCUUCCUGAACACAUGGAAUACUUGGUAGUAAUCAGGUCACUGGGGAGUGGCCCACUGCCCUACUACUCCCCUGUUACUUUGUGGCCUUCAAACCUUCUCAAUAGACUCCUCUCUAGAGGUCUAACUUCUGUAAUAUGGCUCUACUCUCAAGUCAGAUUCACACUGCGUCAAGCCAGCCAACUCUACAAAGAACAAGACAAUAGGUAUUUUAACUCCCAUGGUUCCUGUUGCAACCACUGAACUCUGUCACACUAUGUAGAGAACAAGCAAGCAAGUGUGCCUCUCUCUGUUCCAAGUAAAGUUUCAGGUGGGAUUUGCACAUGUACAAUCUCCUCACUGCUGGUUCCAAAUGACAAAGAAACAUCUGUGGUGUAUAAGAAAUCAGGGUAAAUGUUGCCUAUGCCAUGACUAUGAGAUUUGCUUGGGUAGAAGGAAUGUUACCCUUCUUUAGUAACAUACAUCUCUCAAGGAUGCCUCUUCAGGGCAUAUACCACCAUCACCAGAUCCACCCUUCAACUUAAAUGACACAAAUCCACAGUGUGAGAGGACAAUUAUGCAGUGCCUUAAUUUUGCUAAUAGAUGAAAAGCUUCCUUUUAAGACACUGAAUGAAGCCUAAAGAUUCACUUUAUGCAAUGUAAAAACCCAAAAGUCUGUGCCAAUACCUAUUACACAUUAUUAACUAAAGCACUGUACACAGCUAAGCAGAAAUCAUCGAGUAAAGAAUACAUUCUUUUACACAAAGGCAGCAACUGAGAACACCAAUCUUGCGGUUAAGUCAGUCAGUGCUCACUGCCAUCCACACUUGUGUUUUCUGAGUCUUGAACACUUAUAAUGUAUCAAAAUCAAAUUGUAGUUUGUAGAGCAUUUUGAUUGUUUUUCCACAGUGAACCUGCAAUCGGGCUCUCGAAACUAUGGUCACAACUUUUGUUUUAGUAUUUUUGCUAUUGUAACUAGAGCCAACUUAUUUUUAGUUAGGGUGGGGGUUAACUUAAGUAAGUCUGAGUGUUUACUUUUCAAUACAACUCUACAAAGAACUUCCUUCAUUCUAUAGCUCACUUUUGGAUUAAAGUCCACAUUACAAAAAUAGCUACAUGCAGCUCAACUUUUUAGCCCCAUUCAACAGAGCAGGGGAAGUCACUCACCUAUUGUUCAGUAAAAGCCAGGAAACCCCUCCCUCUUACCACCUGCAGCUGUGAGGUAGCUCAACAGCUUGAGAUGGGAAUCUCGACAUUGCUCAGUCUGGAUACCUGCCAAAGUCUAAAGGCAGAGAAAGAAAAGGGAAAACUACUUACUGGAUGCUUUAUGUGUCAGGUUGGGGAUAAGGAGUGCAAAGUCUCAUUCCUCUUCUAAGAGGGUUAAAGAAGAGCCUCACGUCUCAGAGUUGGCAACGUCUCAGGUUUGCAGGGCAGUUGCUGGAACUGGAUGUCUUUGUGAACACACGUCCACCUGACCCACAGUUCACACUUUUUCUUCAUUUUAAAUUCUCCACUUCCUUCUACUUUCUCUUCAUCCUCAGCAACCUCUGGCUCAUCCUCAUCCACCCUUCCCUGACCCUCAAACCUAUCUCUGUCAUGGUGAGACUUAUCUUCAUCACUGUGAUUUCCACAUCGCUGCUCUGGUAUUUAAAAUGUAUCUUAUAAAAUAACAUUUCCAAUUAUAUACUUCAUUUUGUUUGGUUAUCAACCCCAUCUCCUGUUCCCCAUCCCUGCUGCAAAGCCAUCAUGGCUCUCAUAGUCUCCUUCCACUCUGUCCUAUGAUGGGGGAUGUCCUUCUAUGCGCUGUGAAUGUUUCUCUUUAUUGGUUGAUAAAUAAAACACAGAUUGGCCAGUAGCCAGGCGGGAAGUACAGGCAGGGCUACCAGACAAGGAGAAUUCUGGGGAAAGGACGCAGAGGGAAGCUGCCAGAAAGAUGACAUGCAGCUGCCAAGGGAGCAAGAGGACCGGUUAUCACCAGUAGGCAAAGACAAAGUAGAGAUACAUGGAUUAAUAGAAAUGGGUUAAUAAUUAAGAGAGAGCUAGCCAAUACAAAGACUGAGUUAUUGCCAAACAGUUUAUAAUUAAUAUAAGCCUGUGUGUGUUUACUUGAGACAAAAAGUUAUGGCUGCAGGACCAGGUAGAACAAAAACUGUCUUCAGUCUUGCCUUCCCCAUACCCUACUCUUAAGCCUGCAUCUCAUGGACCCCUACCUCCCUGGGCUUUACUUACAUCUCCUCCCAUCAAGAUACACAUUCAGUAGCUAGAAGCUAGAAUCCAUAGGAGAACUAUGUAUGACAUUUGUGUUUCAGCCUAACCCUUCCAGUUCCAUCCAUUUUCUGGCAAUUUCAUUUUUCGUCUAAUGCUAAAGUUAGUUAUCAACAAUGUUAUAUGUAAAUUCACCCCAUCCCUAAGUUUCUCGAACUUUAACCUCCUCAUGGUGCCAAUUAAAACUGGUAUGCCGACUUUAGCUUUCUUUCUUUCUUUCUUUCUUUCUUUCUUUCUUUCUUUCUUUCUCAAGAACCUCUUUCAGUCACUUAACUUCUCUACUUGCUCUAAGGCAUUCUUCUCUCACCCCAUCUGACAGUUUGCCUCCAUACUAUCACAUCUAAUGACAACUCCCUUCCCUCUCCCCCGGCUAAACACCUCUCAUCCUUCCUCUAUGUAACCCUCCUGCCCCCUUACACAUAAGCUCUCAUAUUAUAACCCACCUGAUCAGCCACAUCCCGCUGUCUUCUUUGGUUGCAUUAUUAUUCUCUGAUCAAACCAAACUGUUUGGCUUUACAACUUAUUCUGCCCUUCUGAAUACAUUUAUUCACAGUACUUCCAUUAGAAUGUUAGUCCUCAUUACAAGCUAUGGAAAUUCUAUCUACUCCUAACUGACAAGCCAAUUCAUUUCCUAGCUGCAAGUUUCUUCUCUGAAUUCCCAAAGUAUUUGAUUCUUUUGUGAUAUCUAUUUGUUUCUGUGUUAUAGCACAGAUAGGUAUGGAUAUAUCUGAACCUCUACCAAUCUGAAACUCCAAGAAAGGAUCAACCUAUGUUGUACAGGUCUUCAUAAAGUCUAAGGUAUUUAAUAGCAUCUACCACAAAAACAGUUCCUAAAAUUGCUGAAUACUUGAGAAGCACAAGGAAUGAUUAAAUGUAAGCAUCUACUUAGAAUAUUAAUAAAACAUUAUAUUCUGAUACAA